AUGCCGCCGUCAUCGCGGGCGUUGCUUCGCACUAGUGGACCCAGAAUUACUGAUAUUUUGCAAAAAAGGUGGAUCACGAUCGGCGGAGAGGAAAAGAAUGAAAGUCAAGAAAAAUCGUUCGAUUCGCACGAACACAUUUUGAAGAUUCUUAAAGAAUCUAACAUGAUGACUGUUAUUCUCAGUCACAAGGAGUUGAGGGAACUCUUAAACAUAAACGUCUUUUCAAGUCAGGAGAGGCAUCUUUACGAUCCAAUAAGUUUGAGUGAAGAACAACCUCAGGGUCGAUAUCGUACAGCAAGACGUAAACUUUCUGAGGAUGUCUUUGAUGUAUUGGGCUUGGAUCCAUUGAAAGAAUAUAAGAACUUUACAAUGUUGUCAGCGUUCGUAUCUGAUAUGGGGAAAAUACUACCCAGAUCAAGAACAGGGCUGACUAUGAAAAAUCAGCGAAAGGUUGCUCUGGCAAUCAGGCGUGCUAGAUCUCUCGGUUUGAUUCCGUCUACUCAUAGAAGAAAUAUAGCGGCUGAAAAUAGUCAGUUCUCGGUUGGAAUCUCAUUACCUGAAUUGUCUUAA
Messenger RNA from Paraglomus occultum, 570 nucleotides. Lineage: Eukaryota; Fungi; Glomeromycota; Glomeromycetes; Paraglomerales; Paraglomeraceae. The record is from the annotation of a GenBank genome assembly.